GCCGGCAAUUUGGGUCGAGUGAGAACUAGGAGAGGAAAGAUACAGCUAGCACCUCAAUGAAGGCAUCUCUGCUCGGCUCGCAACCAAUAAACUAGCCGAGGAAGCGCUUGCCCCGCUUCGAGGUCAGCAUGGCGAGAUUGGUUUGUCCGCGAUUUGAUGAGUCAUUUUACUGGUCAACUUCCACCCGCGUCUCUUGCGAGGUUGAUCACAGUCCAUCUCGGUAAUUCUCAUCACGGUCGAAUUUCCAAGCCCACGGGGGGCCGAAUUUCCAAGCCCACGAGGAUCAAUCAUCUGCUCUGAUUUCAGAACCACAACUCCGAAGUCGGGCACAUCCCGCCAGGCCCAAACAAAUCAGCCCGCCAGGCUCGAACAAAUCAGCACACCAUGGCCACGCCCACCGCCCUCUUCGUCAUCGACAUCCAAAACGACCUGGCGACGCACCCCGAGACGAAAGUCCCCCACGCCGACCGCGUGCUCGCCGCCGCCGACAAGAUCCUCGCCACGGCGCGCACUAUACUAACAGCCAGCCGGCAACCCGACGCGCCGCCCCCCGCCCUCGUCGUCUUCGUCCAGCACGAAGAGCGGCCCGACCAAGGACCGCUGGUCAAGGACACGGAGCCGUGGCGGCUGGUCUACGAGCCGCGGCCCGACGCAGACGAAGAGCUGCUCGUCAGCAAGACGACGCGAGACACGUUCGAGUCGAACCCCGACCUCGCCGCCAUGCUUGCGGCGUCGGGCGUCGGCGAGAUCGUCGUGUUCGGCGUCCAGAGCGAGUGCUGCGUUGAGAGCACGUGCCGCGGCGCGCUGGCCGCCGGCUUUGGCGUGACGCUGCUGUCGGGCGCUCACUCGACGUACGGCGCCGGCGACGGGCCGGCGGUCGACGUCGAGCGCGAGGUGGAGCUGCGGCUGCGGGAUUGCGGUGUCAAGGUCGUUCCGUGGCAGGACGUCGUUGCGAGGUGGGAGGGCGAGGGGAAGUUUUGAUUUGGGCCGACUUUUUUGGGGGGGUUAGGCUGGCACCGAGUGUCCCAUGACGACUCUGGAGGAGUGCGUGGCCAAGCAGGACUGGGCUGAUGUUUUGGCCAAGUAAUAGGGGUAGGGAGAUAUUCAAUGGUCCGGGCCCAGGAACACUCGCCCAAAGAAGAAUUCAAAUUUCGAAAGCUCGCUUUUUUAA
Molecule: messenger RNA, 1171 nt
Organism: Lasiosphaeria miniovina
Lineage: Eukaryota; Fungi; Ascomycota; Sordariomycetes; Sordariales; Lasiosphaeriaceae
Product: Isochorismatase-like protein
Exons: 2
Coding region: 385-981 (198 amino acids)
Source: RefSeq, a predicted model, not a curated record